Molecule: messenger RNA, 1074 nt
Organism: Talaromyces rugulosus
Lineage: Eukaryota; Fungi; Ascomycota; Eurotiomycetes; Eurotiales; Trichocomaceae
Exons: 3
Coding region: 1-1074 (357 amino acids)
Source: RefSeq, a predicted model, not a curated record
AUGCGUACUUUAACUGUUCUGUCGUUUGUCGCUGCUGUGACUGGCUAUCGCAUCAAUCCUCACUUGCGGGAAGAAAACUCAUCGACAUGCUUCCCUCUGCAGUCGGCUACAUUCCACAACUCCACAACCGCCCCGGAUAUGACGCGAUCAGAGUGGUGGUGCUCUGCAGAGCAAACAUAUGGCUUUCUGGGGUUUUCCUAUCCGAUCGAAGAUGACUGCGAUGGCGAACCUUACUCCCUCAUCGAGUCGGAUUUCGCGUCAAUGAAGAAUGACUUUGGCGCUUCAAUGGCGCGCGCUUAUUUGCCCGGCUGCUAUACGGACGAUAUUUGGGAACGAAUUAUCAAAGCUGGUAUUGAAUAUGACAUGGGUGUUAUUUUUCAAGUUGCUUGGCCUCUGAAUGGUGAUCCCGAUUCGUGGUGGAGCAAAAUUCAAGAUUCAAUUCUCGAUACCCUUGCCAACAGCUCCUACGCCGAGAUUGCACCAUUCGUCGUUCACAGUAUUGAAUUCGGAACCGAGCCUAUUGGGGAUACUGACGGAGGUAGCUACGAUAAUUUUGAAGGAUAUUUGUCUAAAUUCAAAGACCUUGUCAAACCGUAUGGAAUACCUGUUGGUAUUUCCGAGGACUGGGAUCGUCCAGGGAUUAUGAGCUCGGACAACGGCAACUCCCUGGGUCCAGUCGGGGAAACGAUUGCAAACUUGAGUGAUUGCGUGCAUGCACAUGUCAUGCCAUAUUAUCAUGAUGAUUUGACAGAGGCUGAUUCGUGGAACUACAUCAAAAAUCAAGUUCAAUGGUUGAAAAGCAACGUGAACUUGCCAAUCUUGAUAUCUGAGACACAAUGGGCCUGGGCAUAUAAUGAUGGUCACGCAGGUGGCCAUGUUACCGGCCCCGAUUCCUGCGACUGCGGCGAAGAACAGUAUACCAAUUACUGGCAAAACUUUGACGAUAAUUGUCAAUUUUUUAAACAAAACCAAGUUGGAUGGUUUCUCCAUUCUUGGCAGCAGGAAGGGACCUUUGACAUGAAAAAAGACGAUGGAUCGUAUGCUAUUCCGAAUUGGGUACCUACAAAAUGCUAA